UUAUAAGCGAAGAGAAAAAAUUCCCUGCCCAAAAGAAACGCGGAAGUCGAAUUUUAACCGAACUAAUUUGCGUCGAGCGGGAAAUGCACCGCGCUCUCCAAACCGUGGAAAUUUUGGAUAUUUAAAAGAACUCAAACUUAAUUUCCAGCUCUGCACUUCCUUCUCGAAUCUUCAUAAAUUCAAAACUCUCGAAUCUGAGUUUUGAAUUUGAAUUUAGGGUUUCUCAGUGCUUCGAAAUUAAGUCGCUUCUCCAAGAAUUCUGGUACGAUGCCCAAGUCUGCGAAACGCCAACGGACCCGAAGCCAAAGCCGGGACGUUGACGACGCCGAGCAACUCAGAGCCGUGAAGCGCGAGAGGGUCAACGCCAACGCCGGCCGAGUUGAAAAUGAGUCGGAUUUCCCGAGUGAGCAAGACUCCGUUCAACGGCGAACCCUCCGGUCCGACUACCUCGCCGUCAAGAACCUCAUCAGUGAGAAAAGAGAUGAUUUAAUGUGUCCGGAGUCGGAGAGGUUCUGUCUAAUCAUCAAUAAAGUUGAGAAAUUGCACGAGCAAGUUCAGAAGCCAAGGGAACAAGUAGCAGAUGCAGAGGCGCUGCUGGACAUCACUAACACACUGUGGACGUCUGUUAAGUCACAGUCCAGUGCAGGAAUUAGCCCAUCAGACUUUGUUACUUGUGUGCUUAAUAAUUUUAAGCAAUUAAAUAGUUCAUUAGCCAGCCAAGAGGAUGCGCCUGUCUCAAUUAAGUGGAAGGAUAUUGGACUUGCUGUUUCACCCAUUUUCAAGAGGGCUCAUGGGUGUUGUACCAUGCUUGGACCCAUGAAUACCGAGUUGAAACAAAGGAAGGCUGUGGUUCGCAGCAAACAUGCAAAGCCAACCACAACUGAUCGACCUGAUGAGAUAGAUGAUACUCAGGGAGAAGAAAAAACUGAUACUGACAAGAACAUGUCAACAAUGUUUGACAUUCUUAGAAGGAACAAACGGGUUAGACUUGAAGGCUUGAUACUAAAUAGGAAGUCUUUUGCACAGACAGUGGAGAACUUAUUUGCUCUGUCAUUCUUAGUCAAAGAUGGCCGGGCUGAAAUAACUGUGGAUGCAAAUGGUUCUCAUCUUGUUUCACCUAGGAAUGCUCCUGCUGCCAAUUUAGUGGCAUCACGUGAGGUGGUUUAUGACCAUUUUGUGUUCCGAUUUGAUUUCAAGGACUGGAAGUUAAUGAAGGAUAUGUUGCCUGUUGGCGAGGAGCUGAUGCCACAUAGAAGCCCCCCAAACUCCUUACCUGCAUCUCAAGAGGAACCAGCAGCAUACAGUUCCCAAACAGCCUUACCCACAACCCCGAUUCGAAAACUUUCCAGAAAUCGUGGCCGGCUUGUGCAGGAAGAAUCAGUUGUAGAAGAAUCUCCUGAAAAUGAUGAUGCUGCUGGAACCAAUGUCGUUCGCAGGAGUAAGCGCAAGCUUUGAUGAAGAGAGACUAGCUAGAUAACUGCCAUUUAUGCUCUAUGGUUCGGUAACUUCAGUUACCUGCUCCAUGUCUUUUUGAGUCCUAUAGUGUAAAUUGGAUUAGGAAGAUUGCCUUGUGCUUAGAAGUCUGUUUUGCAUUAGGUUGGCUUUUGAUGUUUUGACCCUUUUGGAGUUCGUUGACUUGUGCCACUAGCGUUCUACUCAUUGUAAGCGUACCCUCUACUGGACUCGGAUCGGAUUGUAAAAAUGUGCAGGCUUCAUGUAUAAUAUGUUCCUUGUGACAUUAGAGAAAGAAAAAUGUAACUUUUGUAACA
This is a messenger RNA of Prunus avium (sweet cherry), 1769 nucleotides long. Its product is annotated as non-structural maintenance of chromosomes element 4 homolog A. Gene Ontology annotation, biological process: DNA repair. The record is from RefSeq and is a predicted model, not a curated record. Gene Ontology annotation, cellular component: nucleus; Smc5-Smc6 complex. NCBI's taxonomy places the organism in Eukaryota, Viridiplantae, Streptophyta, Magnoliopsida, Rosales, Rosaceae.